Molecule: messenger RNA, 7344 nt
Organism: Folsomia candida
Lineage: Eukaryota; Metazoa; Arthropoda; Collembola; Entomobryomorpha; Isotomidae
Product: probable serine/threonine-protein kinase DDB_G0282963
Exons: 6
Coding region: 135-5801 (1888 amino acids)
Molecular function (GO): protein dimerization activity
Source: RefSeq, a predicted model, not a curated record
AAUUGUAGCUAACAUUUAAUUAUUAAAUACAAUUCUUAUAUUUGCGACUUCCGAAACAAAAUUAUUAAUUAAUGAAUUAACACUUGAUUUGUGUUUUACAAAAAUUGUGAUUUGCGAUUUAAAAAUUAUUAAGAAUGAAAAUUAAGAAGGAUUUUAAGAAGGAAAAGAAUAAACCAAAGUGUAAAGAGUGGGAGCGACGGCGAAGAGAAAAGCUAAAUGAAGCUUUUAACAUUCUCGCACAACUUUUACCAAGUUACGAUCCAGCUAAAAACUUACCAAAGAUUGACAUACUUGAAAGAGCCACCGACUUUGUCAAAGACUUACGCUUAUCAAACUCUCGGUUGGUAAGCCAUCAAGUUGAAACGGAUGAAAAAUGCAAACUAAUCAAACAACUGCAGGAUGAAGUUAACAAACUGAUUUUAAGAGUAAAACAACUCACAAGCUUACUGAAAACUGCAAAUAUUCCAAUUCCAUUGGGUCCGUCAAUAGAAUGCCUGGGCAAAAGAAAACUAAAGUGGAGUGGAAAAUGCACAGAAGAAAAUUCAUCUGCAGAGAAAGUCUCUGACGAAGAAAAUUCAGUUACAAAUGUUGAAAUUGAAGAUGCUGGUGCUAAUGAAUGCAGGCCUAAUGACACUACCACGACAAGCUCUUCAUCUUCAACCCCUCUCAAAGAAAUUAAUGGACCUGCACAAGACUCCUCUGCAAGCCCUGCUAAGAAAUCAGACGACAAUAAAAGUACUCCUCCCACACCCAAAAAAUUAAAACCGUCCACAAAGUUGAAAACGCCUAAUAAAUCAAUUCCAACUAAAACAAAAGUACCGGGGUCGUCACCAAAGAAAGCAGUGACUGCACCAAAUAAUGUCGAACAACUUAAUGUUUCUUCCCCAAACAAGUCUCCACCUCAGCAACAGCCAGUAGUGACGAACGCUUGCCUUCUCCCAAACGGAACCAUGAUACCUUUGAUGACGAAUUCUCCAAUUACCGCAGUUUUCACUGAACCUCCAAAGUCAACGACCGCGACAAUGCUUCCUUUACAAACGAUAUUCGUCACUUCGAAUGUAAUGCAAAAUGUCCAUCAACCUGUGAUAACAAGAAUAGCUUUAGGUCAAAAUCAUUCCUUCAUGUCUUCUGGUUUGGAGGCAAAUAGUAUUCCUGGAUUUGUACACAAGAUUCCGAUUACCAUGAUUAGGAAACCAGUUCCCAAGAUUAAGUUUAAAAGGAGACAUAAAAAGAAGAUUUUGCAAGCAGAAACUGUGACACCGGCCGUUGACAGCGUAAUUUCUGUUGAAAAUAGUACAAAGGAUAAUGCAGUCAUCCCGAGCGUGGAAGUAGAGGAAACAACACCUAUGGUAGAAAUUCAAGAAAAGGAAAAGUCAUCUAGUGAAAAAGAAAUUGCCGAAAGCGAGGCGACAGCUAAUAAAAAUGUACAAAAUUCUGAACCCGUUAUGGAGAAAGUUGUGGAAUCGGAGACGAUGACGCCAUCAACAACAACAAUUAUUCAACCCAAUUUACCUCUGAUGGAGAAAUCUUGUAGUACAAACUCUAGCGAAUUGAUGCAAAUUCAACUUUUUGCACAUGAGCCUGACCAAGAAAUUAUGGAGGUUGACCAAUCAACCUCUUUGGUAGACGCUCCUAGUCCUGCCAGUGUACUCUGUGAACUUAAGUCCAGGACGGAACAGAGCGAUUCUGCUGAAUGUUCAGAUAAAUCUAACGAAAACCUGAAUGAACCCCCCACGAUAGAUGGAAAGAUUUCAAACACUGCUAGUCAUGAAAAUAUUAGCCAUGAAAUAAAUAAAGAAGACUCUUCUGUAUCGACCACUGAUAUUUCAACAUCUCACAAAGUUACAUCAAAAGUGAGAUUUGACCAAGCUCUAGUAGACAUGAAUAGAGAUCCGUCUCCUACGAAUCACCAAGAAACCAUCUCGCCCCCUAAUGAAACAGUUUCCGGUGAUAAAAUUAGUGAAUGUAUUUCCCGAAGUAUGGACCUUAUCGAUGCUCCCGAUGGCGAGUUGAUGGAAUUAGGAGAUAACUGGGGAGACCCUACAAAUUCACCAAAAUCGCCAAUUUCCCCAACACAAAUGUUUCUCAGCAUGUUUCCACUUCUCCCGAAAGACAACGUCGUUUCUACUUCUGAAGGUCACAACAUAAUGACAAAUAAUCCACGACAUGGAUACAACUCACAAACACAGCACCGUUCUUUCUAUAUUGAUUCUAUGCUCCCUGAAGAUAACUCGGUCCCAGUCUCACAAAUUGGCCAGAACAAUCGACACUCUGCUCAAACUUUUGGAUACAGAACGCUUGCAAUGGAAGCAGUAGAAAAGCCUUACAGCAAACCACCCAAAAGUACUCCCGAAAUCCUCACAUCAUCAUCCACAAUUUCGAAAGUUUCUGCUAGCAAUGUUCAACCUGUCUCUGCACCAAUGACCGUACCACAACGAUCAUCGGAGAUUAUCACAACCAAGACGACAAAACCAGUUGUGACUGAGAAACCAUGUGAAAUGCCUACGACGCCAAAAUCUCUGCAAGAGAGUGGAAGUAGAAGGUCUCACUCCUACUCUGGUGGACAACAAAGCUUUAAGGAGUUUAAUAUAUUUAGCGACUCUCUAGAUUUUAGUGCUCUUCAUCAUUCCUUGCCAUUUUCUGGAAUGACUGAUCAGGAUUUGUUCCGAGGAGGAGAAAAUUCGCGGAGCCGAGGAUUAUUUGAUGCAGUGUUUCCAUUAAACAUUGACCAUUCGAAUGCGGUGCCCUCAUCAACGGCAGACCAACAUUAUAAUAUUCAGCAGCAUUUUGAUGUUCAAGAGAAUAUUCAGAACAUUCAAUUUCAGUUAAAUCGUGAUCGUCAUCACGGAACGAUUGGUGGUGGUGAAAGUACAGCCAGACUUGAAAAUCUUCCCCCUGUUGGAGAAAGUUACAGCAAUAAUUUCACAUACCCAACAAUUCCUCGGGCAAAUCUUAUGUCAAAGUUGCCAUCCACUUCUUCGCAAAUAACUUCAACGUCUCAACACAAUAAUUCUGCAAUAACAAGCCAAGGAAAUUCUACAAGUUUUAGUUAUUCAGCCACAAUUUCUACCCCACCAAAGGCAACUGCUGCUAAAAUUUCUCCAACGACUCCAAGUCAUUCCACUAGACAACUUUUCCGUCCUCAAGUUCAUGAUAUGAUGGGAAAUCAUCAAUCCUCGUCCACAGCAAAUACUACUAGUACACAGCCGUUUGGUUCGAAACGUUCGACAGCAAGCACAAUUCAAAGUUCAAUAGACAAAGUUGCCAAUAAUUCUUCACAAGCUCCACGAAAUGUGGAUUACUUUUUAUUUCAAAAGAGUUCUCAACAACCUCCAACUACGAUAAAACCGUCGUUAUCAUCUUCUGAAAAGCGAAAGAGUUCUGCAGCAAGUCAGAGAAAGUCCCGUAACACCACUUCCACCGCUAGAGAUGCAAAUUCUUUUGAGGGUCCAUCCAAUUCAUCAUCAACUUCUAGAAAAGAACGCAAUCAGAAGGAUCGUUCAACUUCAAAGGAAACCAAUAAGAAAUCUACUGCAAGUGGUGCUAAGCAGAUCCCUGCUCCAAUAUGCGAACCCAUACAAAACUUUAACCAAUUCCCCCCACAAAAUUCUCACCUUCAGCCCAAUCAAACUCUUCAGACAUCUCCUCGUCGAAAUAUUGCCACCUCAUCCCACACCCAGGAUAUUUUUGCCCCACUUCCGCCAACUAAUUUAUUCGGACAUUCUACUUCAAACCAACAAGCUUUUGAUCAUAAUAACGUGAAUCUGAACAUAUUUGCCGAGUUUCCACUUCCGGUUGACUGCAAUCCGCAUUAUGACCAUUACAGUAUGGACUUUAGUAAUUUUUCUACUGCAAGUGGAUCCAACAAUUCAAGUCAAAUUCAGCAAUUUCAACAGCCGCAGAUAAAUUCUAACCCCACUACCAGCACUGGAACACUCCAUGAACCCCACAACAAUAUACCGCACCAACAACAACACCAUCACAACCAGCAGCAGCAGCAACAACCUUUGAUUACACACCCCCAUAAUAAUACUUCCCAAGUACAACAUACCCCCUCAAAUUCUCGCUCGUCCAGACCUACCCCAUUUUAUCUGCAAGAUGUUAACUGUGACAAUUACAAUAGCUUUGAAAUGCCAUCCAAUAAUCCUCCUUCCCAUUCACAGCAGUCACAUCAAAUGCAUACGUCCUCUAAUCCUCCACCAAGCGCAAACCCCCAAACGCAACCUGCCCCCAGUAUUCAUAGUGGUCACCACCACUAUGGCAAUGUUCCCACCGUGCCACCACCUCGGAGUCAGCCACCCCCUCAACAAACAGUCUCUAAUUUGAACCACCAAAAUCAACAAUAUUUUCAGACCCCUUUGCAACAACAAUCCCAGGCUCAGCAAUGUCAGCAGCAAGUUUCGAACUAUCCAACCAAUAAUAACCUUCGCCAAGGUCAAUCUGCUGCCCCUAAUCAGCAAAUUAACAAUAAUAGUAAUAAUAAUAGCACUGGAGUAUUACCAAAUUCACGAAAUGUCCAAAUUCAGCAACAACAAGCCCAAAAUAAUUCUAGUACAGAGCACCAGCAAAUAAUGCAGCAUUCACAUCAUUACACACAUUCUUCACAAACGCAAGUAAAGCCGACAAAGCAAUCUUCUUCAUCUAUUGUUACUUCAUCUGUGGUCUCAAAUAAUAAUAAUAACAAUAACCAGUCAAGCCUUGCACAACAACAACCUGUAUAUUCCAGCACUAACACCAACGCCAGAGUCCUGCCCCCUCCAAAUGUUACUUCAUCUCAUCGUCCUGUUAAUUGGAUGACAGAUAACAACCAAACUGCUUCUUCCACCACACCAUCACACAAUCCAUUCACCAUCGGAAGUAAUUCUAAGCCCAACAACAACAAUACUCCAACUGCGAUAACCAAUCCAUUUUCUGUUAGCAAGUUGGUAGGGUCGUCGUCAUCCAAUAGUCCCAGCAGCAUUAAACCGCAACCUCAUCCACACACUUUAAGCAGACAAACUAGUAGCAGCAAUUACUGUGCGGAGGCAUUAAUUCGAAAAAAUCCAAUAACGUCAUCAACACCAAAUUUAAGCAGCUCGACACAGCCAGGAUGGGGAUCAUCAUCUUCUUCGCUGCAUAAAACACAGCAUAAUUACAAUUUCUUCCAACCAUCAUCAUCUUCGUCUGCGUCUUCUUCUGCAAAUGUCCAUCAAUUUAAUGCACAACAUCAAACACAGACUUCUCAGCAACACUCCAAUCCAUACACAACUAACUUUAAUGACAACUUUUCCAGUGCAACAUCGGGAUAUAGUUUUCAUACUAAUCCAACGCCACAUUCUCACCCGCACGCACAAAAUUAUGAACAAUUGUUCGAAAAUAGUACUCCAUCUAGAAAUACUCAUCAACAGCAGCAGAAUGUACAUAAUUUUCAGCACCCCCAAACCCAUCAAAGUCACCAUAUUCAUCAUCUCCAUAAUAAUAAUUCGGCGCAGCAAGGACUUUCCCACAGUCAGCAAGGAACUUCUUCCGUCUCGAAUUUCAAUUUAAGUACUAUUUUCCCAGAAAUUAAUGACAAAAGACAGCAUCAAGUUCAACAACAAAGAAAUUCUUCUAUCGCCAGCUCUGGGACGACGGGGUCACUCAGCAACUCGACUCCAGUUGGGGUCACUUCCAAUAACAGUCAGAAUCGAGCCAGUACAAAUAGUAGCGGGGGCAGCAAUAAUAUGGCAAAUUUGGCCAGAGGAACAUCUUCGAACAAUAAUAACAGUAAUUGUGGGUAUUAUACUCAACAACAACCCACUGGUCAAGGUCGCACCAAAUGAUUUCUUUUCAACUGAUUUCAUACUAAAUUUACGUUCUAAAAAUAAAUUUCUGAAACUAAAAAAACUCUCAUAAAAUAAUAACAUGUCCAUUUUAUUGCUCAUCAUCCGUCUGGAUUUAAACUUGUUUUUAUGCAAUGAUUAUUUGCCUUAUUCCUGGUUUACCGGUAACCGGAUUUUGCAUUGGUACAAGUAUUUGAUUACUGCAAUUCCUUACAAUUAGGAGUCAAGAACCUCACAUUGGGCAUUUAAUAAUAUUGGACUGAUGGCAAAGGUGUCGGAAGAUGAAAGUAAGGUGGAUCUGGCACAAGAUGAAAUCGAAAACUGGUCCUGGCUGGCAUCUUCAUGAUCUUCAUCUUUCCGCUUAUCCCAAUUUUUUGCAACUUUGUACCUAUGUACCUAUUACUUUGCUUUGAACAUAUGUAUGUAUACGCGUAUAGAAGUCAAAAACCUGUAAAGUUCGGUUCAUCGAUCCAUAUUGUGAUGGUUAUGCAUUUGGUCUCAAAGUACCAUUGCCUAAGAGUCCAGUCAUUGUUGGACUUCGAAACCUGAAUCACAUAAGCAAUUUCGAAAAUGAAGUUAUUAGCCCUCUUCGUUCUCUUCUCCGUUUUGGGGGUCAUUACUCCAGCCCCACGAGCCUCACUUUCCCCAAAAGUUGUCUUCCGGAUGGAGGACGAAUCAGGGGAAUCAGAUGAAGCGGAUAUAGCAGAUGACGAACCUUUAGGAGAUUCUUCAGAAGAAGUUCCACAAUGGUCAUUUCGAGAAGUAGAUACAAGUGAAUAUCAGCAGCGUCCAGAAAAUCAAUAUCAGCCCGAAGGAGCCUUCCGAAGACCGCAAAAUCAACUUCAAACUCAACAUGGACCAAAUACUCCCCCUCCAAUCCGUCGAUUCCGAGAUGACGAUAGUGACGAAGAGGAGGAUGACGAAGAUGAAGACGAUGAAGAUUACAAUGACGAUGUCGUCCAUUCCGAUAUCCAAUAUGGCGAUGGCCAAACUUCAUCAGUUUCGCGAGAAGGAGGAUUCCGUUCCGCCAUUCCCGGUGCUCAGGUAGUUCGUCGACCUAUGGGCUCAUACACGGUGGUCAGGUACCCAGUGUCGUCCAAUAACCGAAUGCAAAUGCCAGUCUCUAACAGAAUCCAUGUCAUGUCCAACCCCCGUCCAUCAUCUUUUGGAGGAAAUAACCGUCGUGUCAUGGCCGUCCAAAUGUCACAAUACCCACAGCGUGCAACUACUUACCCGAUGCGACGAGUGACCCCAAUGAUGAAUAGUCAGUACACAAUGAUGACCAGACCAAUGAUGUACAAUAGAUAUCAAACCCCAUCCGUAACUUACGUCCCCAAUAAUUACGUGAGAACUAGGCGACCAGUAAUGGCGACAAAACCUUUGCAGUAUUAUUACCAAGAACGAGCAGUAAACCGAAGAAACCGAAAUGGACAGUUCUGGUAGAACAAUUGUGGUGUUAAUUCGCUAUACUUUUUAAACCAUCAAUUUAACUAAUUAUAAUAAAACUUGAAAGAGGGGUAAUCAAUAAAAUAAUCUCAAAGAG